Messenger RNA from Ilex paraguariensis (yerba mate), 294 nucleotides. Lineage: Eukaryota; Viridiplantae; Streptophyta; Magnoliopsida; Aquifoliales; Aquifoliaceae. The record is from the annotation of a GenBank genome assembly.
GCCUGCAAACAGCUUAAUCAAGUAGAGCUUUCAGACUGUGAAAUAUAUGCCUCUUGUGAGCCUUGCCCCAUGUGCUUUGGUGCUAUUCACCUUUCUCGAAUUAAGAGGUUGGUUUAUGGAGCGAAGGCUGAGGCAGCCAUAGCUAUUGGAUUUGACGAUUUCAUUGCUGAUGCACUGAGGGGUACUAGCUUCUAUCAAAAAGCUCACUUGGAAAUUAAAAGGGCAGAUGGGAGCGGAGCUGUCAUUGCAGAACAGGUCUUUGAGAAAACAAAAGCAAAAUUUCAAAUGUAUUGA